AUGGGCGGCCCCCGGCGAGGCGCCACGCUGCAUUUUGGCCAGGGGGGCAUCGGAGGGGCCGACCGUGCCAGGGCAUGCCUGGGGCGACCACUGCCUGGCCAGCAGGCGAGAGUAGGGCCAGCACUUGACCCGACCAUGUGCAGACCAAGGUCGGGACUCAAAGUACCCCCGUGGUGUACCAAUUUGCACCACAUACAAGCAUUCCUGGAAAACUCUUGGAGUAACCAGCCACCAAGGAAGCUGGUUGUACCGAGGUAUAUGGACUUACAAAAAAAGACAGGAAACACCUUCAAAUCAGGUGUGGUUGAGGUGAAUGAAGAAUACAUCUGGAAAGAUAUUGCUUCAAGUUCACUAGAGUUAUGGUCAGCCUUUUAG
Melampsora larici-populina 98AG31 is the source of this 375-nucleotide messenger RNA. RefSeq lists its product as uncharacterized. The coding region runs from base 1 to 375 and encodes 124 amino acids. NCBI's taxonomy places the organism in Eukaryota, Fungi, Basidiomycota, Pucciniomycetes, Pucciniales, Melampsoraceae. The transcript has 3 exons. The record is from RefSeq and is a predicted model, not a curated record.